CUUUCCUUCCCGCUGCUGGCCGAGCAACGGAUUGCGGCGGCCAUCGAUUCCCUCGGCUUGCCCUGCCGCCCCGGUGCCAGGCACAUCCCCGGUCUCAGUGCUGAGCACAUCCCGGUUCCGGUGCCGGUCCCUGGUCCUGGCCGGGGCAUGUAGGAGGACGCGCGGCCGAAGGUAGCCGGGUAGCACCGCCGCCUGUCGCCUGCAAGGGCGGGCGCAGCCGCCACCGCGGCCCUGUAGCUGUAGGCGUUCCCCGGGGAGACCGGGAAGAGGCACGGCUGCUCCCCGCCUGCCCCCCGCCCGCCACCGGUCCCGCCCGGCUCUCCGUGCCUUUGGCGUGUGCCUGCCCGUGCCGCGGGGCCAUGGAGCGUGCGUUCACGCCGCUGGAAUGCCUCCUGCCCGCCGGGAACCUGAAGUUUUGCCUUCUGAUUCUGAACCAGCCUUUCAACAAAGGUCAUUUCUAUUGUCUGUGGAGCAGAGCUGCCCUGAGAGCUUGUGCUGAUGGAGGUGCCAAUCUUCUCUACCACAUCACAGAAGGGAGCCAGGAAAGCUUCUUGCCUGAUUACAUCAGUGGUGAUUUUGAUUCCAUUCAGCCUGAAGUCAAGGAGUACUACAAGGUCAAGGGAUGUGAGUUAAUUGAGACCAUGAAUCAGGACCUCACCGAUUUCACCAAGUGCCUUCAAAUACUCCAGAAAAAAAUAGAGAAAAAGGGCCUUCAGGUCGAUGUGAUUGUGGCUCUGGGUGGACUUGGAGGACGCUUUGACCAAACAAUGGCAUCGGUGGAAACGCUUUUUCACGCAACAAAUAUCACUCCUUCUCCAGUGAUAGUUAUCCAGGAGUGCUCGCUGAUUUACCUGCUUCAACCUGGCAAGCACAAGCUGCACGUGGACACGGGACUGGAGGGCCCCUGGUGCGGCCUCAUCCCCAUCGGGAACCCCUGCGAGAGUGUGACCACGACGGGCCUCAGGUGGAACCUCACUAACCAGGUGCUGAAGUUUGGAACACUCGUCAGUACUUCUAACACCUAUGACAACUCCGGGAUUGUGAUCAUCGAGACGGACAAACCUUUGCUAUGGACAAUGGCUAUCAAGAGCUAAGAUCAGCUACAGCUACCUUUUCUGAUCUGACACAACUCAAAUUACUACAAAAUUUCACUGAAUUAAGACAGUAAAGCUGCUGCAUGAUGUAAGCAGGCACUGAUUUUCUGUAUUGAAUGAAAAACAAGUCUGAAAUAAAAGUCACUUGAGAUUGAAU
Camarhynchus parvulus is the source of this 1251-nucleotide messenger RNA. RefSeq names its product thiamin pyrophosphokinase 1 (gene TPK1). The coding region runs from base 360 to 1094 and encodes 244 amino acids. Gene Ontology annotation, molecular function: thiamine diphosphokinase activity; ATP binding; thiamine binding. NCBI's taxonomy places the organism in Eukaryota, Metazoa, Chordata, Aves, Passeriformes, Thraupidae. The transcript is spliced from 8 exons. Gene Ontology annotation, biological process: thiamine diphosphate biosynthetic process; thiamine metabolic process. The record is from RefSeq and is a predicted model, not a curated record.